Saimiri boliviensis boliviensis (Bolivian squirrel monkey) is the source of this 1979-nucleotide messenger RNA. RefSeq names its product C-reactive protein (gene CRP). Gene Ontology annotation, molecular function: low-density lipoprotein particle binding; complement component C1q complex binding. The record is from RefSeq and is a predicted model, not a curated record. Lineage: Eukaryota; Metazoa; Chordata; Mammalia; Primates; Cebidae. Gene Ontology annotation, biological process: innate immune response.
GAGGCAAGAGAUCUAGGACUUCUAGCCCCUGAACUUCCAGCCAAAUACAUCUUUUCCAAAGGAGUGAAUUCAGAUCCUUGUAGCACUGGCAGCAGGGCAUGACCAUGGAGAAGCUGUUGUGCUUCCUGGUCUUGACCAGUUUCUCUCAUGCUUUUGGCCAGACAGACAUGUCCACGAAGGCUUUUGUGUUUCCCAAAGAGUCGGAUAAUUCCUAUGUAUCCCUCAAAGCACAGUCAACGAAGCCUCUCAAAGCCUUCACUGUGUGCCUCCACGUCUACACGGAACUGUCCUUGACCCGUGGGUACAGCAUUUUCUCUUAUGCCUCCAAGAAACACUCCAAUGACAUUCUCAUAUUUUGGUCUAAGGGUAGAGGAUACACUCUUACAGUGGGUGGGCCUGAAGUAUUAUUCGAGACUCCCGAAGUCACAGCUCCAGUGCACAUUUGUACAAGCUGGGAGUCCGCCUCAGGGAUCGUGGAGUUCUGGUUGGAUGGGAAGCCCAGGGUGAGAAAGAGUCUGAAGAAGGGAUACACUGUGGGGACAGAGGCAAGCAUUAUCCUGGGGCAGGACCAGGAUUCCUUCGGUGGGGGCUUUGAGACGAAUCAGUCUUUGGUGGGAGACAUUGGAAAUGUGAACAUGUGGGACUUUGUGCUGUCACCAGAUCAGAUUAACACUGUCUAUGCUGGCGGGACCUUCAGUCCUAAUGUCCUGGACUGGCGGGCACUGAAGUAUGAAGUGCACGGUGAAGUGUACACCAAGCCCCAGCUGUGGCCGUGAGGCUGGGCUGUGGGUCCUGAAGGUGGCUCGCAGUUUCUUUACACCACAUGGGCCCCACAUCUCUGUCUCUGGGCCUUUGUUCCCCUAUAUGCAUUGCAGGCCUGCUGCGCCUUCCUCAGCACCUGAGAACACAGGCAAAGUGUCUGGCCUGGGACCUCGUGAACUAUGCUGGGAAGCUUUGUCCAGGAGAAUCAGAAUUUCAGGUGUUUUGUUUUCAUUUUUAUUUCUUUUUAAGUCGGACAGAUUGGAGUCAAUUUCUUACCCUCACAUAGAUGAGAAAACUGAAACCUAGAAGGAGAAAUGAUUUUUUGUUUUUAAAGUCACAAGGCAAGGACAUCUCUGAGCUGAGAAGGAAGUACUGGUCUUCUAUUUAAUUUCCUGCCCAGGACCUCCAGAAAGCAGGAGGGCAUUGCCCACAUUCACAGGGCUCUUCAGUCUCAGAAUCAGGACAUUGGCCAGGUCUCCAGAUUGGGUCCAGAGAGCUCAUGAUCAUGCCAUGGAAUUGCUGGGCCCAGGUCUCCUGAAAUGGGAAGUCCAGCAACACUGCACAGCUCCUCCACGUUCUCAAAGCACGCUGGAGAAGCCAUUAGAAUUGCCCUAGCAGAGAAGGUCUGCCUUUUUUCCAGAGCAAAAUGAAGCAUGAGGUAUACUAUGUUGUAACUGCCAAGAACAUGCAUAAAAAUGGUUUUUGCUUGUGUUGCAGUGCUUUCUUAAUUUUAUGGUUCUUCUGGGAGCUCCCCCCUUUCCACAUGAACCUUGUGGGGCUUUGAAUUCCUUCUUCAUGCCCAAAAUUCUCAAUAUACCCAGGAUGCAACAGUGGACGUGAGACACAGGGCAUCCUGUCAGAGUAGCCCGUCUCCCAUCUCCCCAGCUCCCCAUCUGGAGGUUGUUUUUGGAUAUUAAAUGUUCCUAGUAGGACCAAUUAUAGUCUUCCCAAGGAUUCAGUUAUGGACUUUGAGAGUGAGACAUCUUCUUGCUGCUGGAUUUCCAAGCUGAGAGGACGUGAGCCUGGAACCACCAGUAGCCAUUUUGUUUGCCACAUGGAGAGAGGUUGUGGGGACAGAAGCCAAACUGGGAAUGGAGGAGCCCAGGGAUUGAUACGUGAUGGAGCCUUGGCCACAUAGAGCCUCUGAAUCAGCCUGUCCGGAACCACAUCCACACCUGGACUGCCUAGGUCCAUAAGCCAAUAAAGCCCCUGCUUAC